AUGCAGCAAACGGUUGACGACGCCCUGAGCAAAGCUGUUGCCGAAGCGUUCACGGCUGAGAAAAUCCAGGUGCUUGAACGCCCUGAAGUAGAAGUAAAGAAGUUCGUACCCCGUCAAGAAAUGGAAUUUUCGGCAACGGCGACAAUAUUGCCGCAAGUAACACUUGGUGACUAUAAAAAACUGAAGGUCACUGAAGAAAAAGUGACGGUGACAGCUGAUGAAGUCAACGAAGUCAUCGAGCGUAUGCGUAGCGGACUUGCGGAAAAGAAGGAUGUUGAUCGCGCCGCCAAAAAGGGCGACGAAGUAAUUAUUGACUUCGUUGGUAAAAAAGACGGUACUCCAUUUGAUGGCGGUGCCGCAAAAGACUAUGCGCUGGAAAUUGGCAGCAAUAGUUUCAUUCCUGGGUUUGAAGAAGGCUUGGUCGGAUUAAAAGCUGGAGAUAAGAAAGAUCUUGAACUUGAGUUCCCGAAAGACUACCACGUCGAUGAUCUUGCUGGCGCGAAGGUAGUAUUUGAAACUACUAUAAACAAAGUUCAGGAAAAACAACUGCCCAAGCUGGACGAUGAAUUUGCCAAAAAAGCCGGCGCGGACGAGAAAAUUAUUACCCUCAAGGGCUUGAAAGAUGACAUCAAGGCGCGUCUUAGCGAGCAAAAAGAACGCGAGGCGAAUGAAAAGCGUAAAGACGCAUUGGUUCAGGCGCUCGUUGAAAAAAGCGACGUGCCAGUGCCGCAAGUACUGGUAGACGACCAAGCCCGCAGUAUCGAGCAGGAUAUGCAGCAAAACACGAUGUAUCGUGGCAUUACGCUCGAGCAAUACAUCAAGGCGCAAGGCUUCAAAGACGAGGACGACUGGAAAAAGAAAGAAGUUAUUCCAGCUGCCGAGAAGCGCGUAAAAGCAGGAUUGGUGCUUGCAGAGCUUUCAAAAGAGUUGAAAGUCGAGGCAACGAGCGCGGAGCUUGCCGAGCAUCUGAACACGUAUCGCCAGCAAUAUGGCAACAACCCAGAUGCUGUGAAACAGUUUGAACAGCCAGAAGUACAACGUGAAGUUGCGAACCGUCUGCUGACUGAAAAAACAGUAGAUAAACUGGUUGAACUGAAUA
Vollenhovia emeryi is the source of this 1099-nucleotide messenger RNA. RefSeq names its product trigger factor-like protein TIG, Chloroplastic. NCBI's taxonomy places the organism in Eukaryota, Metazoa, Arthropoda, Insecta, Hymenoptera, Formicidae. Gene Ontology annotation, biological process: protein folding; protein transport. The record is from RefSeq and is a predicted model, not a curated record. Gene Ontology annotation, molecular function: peptidyl-prolyl cis-trans isomerase activity. The transcript has a single exon. The annotation marks the transcript as partial.